AUGGAUGACAAAUCUAGGUCAUCCCUCAGCAAUAUACUCUGUCAACUGUCGUCGAUAGGAACACAGUCCUUAUCUGAAUCAGAGUCGGAGGUCAAGCUGAACGAAGGUUCAAAGCGACCUCUCAAUAUCUCACCGACCUCUCCAAGCCAGCAUUUAACAAAUUCCAAGAGAAAAAGAGUUGCAAUAAACAGCACUUACAAUCCACAUUCACGAGAAAAGCUUUUAUCACGAAUAGAAACAUAUGGAAUAUUGAAUUGGACAGUUGAGGAUUCUACAUUGACUCCCCUCAAAUGCGGUUUAUAUGGCUGGAGAUGCCGAACUGGGGAUAAAAAUAUGCUGGAAUGCGUUUCAUGCCAUCAUAGAUUAAGCAUUCAAUUGAAUGAGUUUCACUCUUCGGUGGACAAUGAAUUCAGUGAAGAUGUUGGAACUUCAAUUGGAUAUGGGAAUCUCAUUUUUCAGUUUGAUGAAGAGGAAGAUACUGAUUACGAAAAGUUCAUGAUUUUAAGACAGUCUUUGGUGGAUCGAUACCUGAGUAUGAUGUGCAAGACUGUUCUUGAAAAUGGAUCUCAUAAAAAGUAUUGUCCGUGGACCGUGAAGCACUCCAGUUUAUCUGACUACCACAUUUCUAUGAACGAUAUUGGAUACUUCCUAGGCAGACUUGUCAAAAAUGUAAACGUACUGAGAGAUAACAAAAAGUUUUGGAGUAAUAAAAGUUUCAUUCAUGGGCUAAAUAAUAAAGACUUGAAGAUAUUAGUGAGUUGGAAUAAAACUCAGCGGUUUAACAACAAAUUGACCAACACAUCGGGUUACGAUGAUAUAAAAUCUAUAAUAGUGUCUCUUUUUAGUUGGGAACUAUCUAAGCAAAGGUUUCAAAAUAGAACCGUCUGCUUACUGAGAUGCAAUCAAUGCUUUCGAAGAAUUUUGCUGGGUUCUUUUGAUGAACAAUUACUUCGCAGCCGUGACUCUCACUUUCAGCCCGGUAAGUUGGAAGAUGAACUGAACUUAACUCCUUCAAAAGUGCUGACACCAGUGCCAUAUAUCUCCGACUAUACUGAUUCCAUCUAUGACGAGAAUGAAUCAGAUGUUGAUCUUAUCAACGAUCAUCAUACGUGGUGUUCCAUAAUAUCGAAUUCAAGCUCCACUGCAGAACUUGGUUACAGGACCAUUUUGCGAAUGAUGGACUCGAUAACUCACUACAACGUUCAAGACGAUGAUGGUGACGAUGUUGUGGCAGAUCUAUCUGACAAUUUGACAAGAGAAACGGAAGAUAUGGUUAUUAGUGGAACCUCCAUGAAUGAUAUCAUGUCCAUAUCCCCCAACACCAAGUACGAUGACUGGAAAGAAACAAAGUCUGUUACAGAGAGUUUAAGGAGGCUAAGGGACUUAGGUCAUGCUAUAUAA
Molecule: messenger RNA, 1401 nt
Organism: Komagataella phaffii GS115
Lineage: Eukaryota; Fungi; Ascomycota; Pichiomycetes; Pichiales; Pichiaceae
Exons: 1
Coding region: 1-1401 (466 amino acids)
Cellular component (GO): nucleus
Molecular function (GO): zinc ion binding
Source: RefSeq, a predicted model, not a curated record